This is a messenger RNA of Eutrema salsugineum, 1707 nucleotides long. Its product is annotated as probable plastid-lipid-associated protein 12, chloroplastic. The transcript is spliced from 11 exons. The record is from RefSeq and is a predicted model, not a curated record. The coding region runs from base 45 to 1277 and encodes 410 amino acids. Lineage: Eukaryota; Viridiplantae; Streptophyta; Magnoliopsida; Brassicales; Brassicaceae.
CGAACUUUAAACCAUUCAACAAAAGCUUCACUAAGACAACAACAAUGGCGUCUCUUAGAUUCUACACCGUAGAGAUGUCGCUACAAUGUUUGUCUCCAUGCCCAUCGUCGCCGAUUUCUCUUUCAUCGUCUUCUCCGAGAUACCAUCUUCUCAAAACAACAAACAAGAUACCAAAUUCACACAGAAAUUGCAGAACGCUGCGAAUCAGUUGUUCAUCUUCCUCUACUGUCACUGACCAGACACAACAAUCUUCUUUCAACGAUGCCGAGAUGAAACUCAUUGACGCUUUGAUCGGAAUUCAAGGCCGUGGCAAAUCCGCCUCUCCGAAACAGCUCAAUGAUGUUGAAUCUGCUGUGAAGGCUCUUGAAGGUUUAGAAGGCAUUCAAAAUCCUACAGAGUCUGAAUUAAUCGAAGGUCGUUGGCAAUUAAUGUUUACCACAAGACCUGGAACUGCAUCUCCAAUCCAGAGAACAUUUACAGGAGUAGAUGUGUUCACUGUGUUUCAAGAUGUAUACUUGAAGACAACAAACGAGGAUCCUCGUGUUUCAAACAUUGUUAAAUUCUCAGACAUCAUUGGAGAGCUAAAAGUUGAGGCAGUUGCGUCGAUCAAAGAUGAGAAACGUAUUUUAUUUCGUUUUGAUAGAGCAGCUUUCGCUUUGAAGUUCCUUCCUUUCAAAGUUCCAUAUCCAGUUCCUUUUAGACUUCUUGGUGAUGAAGCAAAAGGUUGGUUAGACAUUACGUAUUUGUCACCUUCUGGAAACCUAAGGAUCUCAAGGGGAAACAAGGGAACUACAUUUGUUCUGCAAAAAGAAACCGUGCCUAGGCAGAAACUGUUAGCCACUAUAUCUCGAGACAAAGGAGUUGCAGAGGCUAUCGAUGAGUUUCUUGCGUCGAACUCUAAUUCUGCAGAAGAUGAUUAUGAACUUCUAGAGGGAAGCUGGCAAAUGAUUUGGAGUUCACAGAUGUAUACAGAUAGUUGGCUUGAAAAUGCAGCAAAUGGUCUUAUGGGGAGACAGAUCAUCGAGAAGGAUGGAAGAAUAAAGUUUGAAGUUAACAUCAUUCCGGCAUUUAGAUUCUCAAUGAAAGGCAAAUUCUUGAAAUCAAGUGGUAGUACUUAUGAACUGAAGAUGAACGACUCAGCAAUUAUAGGCGGACCAUUUGGAUAUCCAAUCGAAUUGACAAAUAACAUUGAGCUUCAAAUCCUCUAUACAGAUGAGAAGAUGAGAAUAAGUCGAGGAUUUGAUAACAUUAUUUUCGUGCACAUUCGGGAAAUUUAGCUGCGUUUAAAGAGAUCUCCCGUUACCAGAAAAGAAAUUGUUCUAUACAUGAUUAUAUAAAAAUAUUAGUUUAUAAGAAACUAUCAAGUGUUUUACAACAAUGGAAGAUGAUUGUUAAGUUUCCUUGAUCAAUAGUUUUUUUAGAUUGUAACAAUAACCAGAAAAAACAAGAAACCACAUGACAUGAGAUGAUGAUAUAAGUUUCGCUACUAAUGUCUAAAUUAAGACAAAAAAAAAAACAUAAAAAGUAAUUUAGUUGAAUAUUUUUCUCCAGCUUGUCUUAAUCCUCACGGAAUAUUGAUUUUCCACCGAGAUAUUAAAUCUGAAAAAGAAUCUCAUUAACAAGGCAACUUGCCACUAACAGCUUCCGGUGUAAUUAAUUACUCUGUCAAAUUACCAAUUUUUUCUUGAAAAAAUUAGAAACAACAAC